AUGGCGAACAGCCAUCAAGAAAUCCAGGACUACCGCGAAGAAUGCAUCUUUGCAGCCACGCGACGUCGGAACAAGGACCGAAGCGGCCACAGUCUUGAAAGAAUCCAGGCCAGACUGUCGCGCAUCGAAAACUUAUUGCCACGGUCAAACAGAUCGUCACCUGCUCAAAUGCAUGAGAGGGGGCCAGAGCAAGGCUCUUCUCAGGAUGGAGAGAUGGAAAAUCCUGUUCAGCAACUCCGAUCCCCCUUGCCGGUCGACGAAGUUGCGGUCGCGGUUCACGCGCCAUCUGCUACCCCAACGGCGCGGAUUCUACCUGGUGCCAGCGAAAAUAGUGCAUGGCUCCCACCAACACCCUCUAUGACCACGGCGCAAAGCACUGGCGAGGACGAUGGUAGUUGUUGCGUUCCGCCAGAAGAAGAGAUGAGUUACGAAUAUCAUGGAAAAGGUUCUUUCUUGUCCAUAUGUUCGAAGUCGGGAAUUGAGUGGGUGUGCCAGAAGACAGGGAGCUCCGACUUCGCCAAAACGGCACGACAGUUUACCUACGAGACUUGUCGACGGCUGAAGUUGGAGACGAUACAAACCCGAGAUCGAGAACCCGAGCCUGCCCCCGAAGACGCUUGGAGGUAUACACAGGCCUUUUUUGACGAAUGCGCCGAGGGAAUGAUUGGCUUGAUCCACCGUCCCAACUUUGAGGCCCGGCUCCGGGCUCAGUUCGAGCAAGGCCAGCCAUCGUCUGCAGACCAGGACCCCGCCUGGUACGCACUACGAAACGUAGUCUAUGCCACAGGCUGGCGGCUACUUUCAUGGAAACAUCGGUUUCGCGGAUUUCGCUUCGACGAAGGCGCGGGCUGGAAGUAUUUCCGCAAUGCUCUCUCGGUCCAUUCCGAGCUGUUGUAUUGUAGAACCAGUCUGAUGGCGAUACAGGCACUCGGUUCAAUGAGCAUCUAUGUGGAGUCCAUUGGAACUCCUUCGGUUGACUACAUGCUGUGUGUGAAUGCGAUGAAGCUGGCAGAGUCGAAAGGUCUCCACCGGCAGCCUGCCAAUGCAUGGAACUUGUCUCCAAGCGCCGUCCGGCUUCGCAGCCGAUUGUGGUGGGCAAUCUACAUCUACGAGCGACAUAUCGCCUUUCGAUCUGGCCGGCCUUUGUCAAUUGAAGACGACGAGAUCACCUGUCAGUUACCGAGCGGGCAACGGGAUGAUGAUUCGGGACACCUCGAAUACUUGUGCUCCGCCGCUCGACACGCGCAGAUAUCGGCACAGAUAGCGAGAAGGUUGAAGACCCUGAAAAACUGCAAUCCGACCUUUGAGGACAUCGUCAAGACCAUGGGCGAACUGCAAGAAACGCUCGAAAAGUGGUUCAACGACUCCCCGGCGUCUGUCAAGAUCGACCCCGUCACCUCGACAGUCCCACCCGAUUGCCACCCCCAUCUAGUUGUGUAUCUUCUGUUUGCGUAUUAUGGAAGUCUGAUCUCCAUCCACUCGCUCCUGGUCCACCCAUGGAAUGCCAUACCGCUGAAUUUGGGCCCUCACGAGAAGGAAAAGGUCCGAAGCCAGGUCCACAAAAGCACGGAGGUCGUUGUUGGGGCAUCACGCAACAUCAUUCGCAAUUCGCGCCUCUUGCACAUCUCCCCAUCCUCACCAAAAAGCCUUGUCUACGUCUUCCCUCUAUGGGCCCUGAUCAGCCUCUUUGUGCACGUCUUGCAGUACCCAGAGAGAUCUACAGUGGACUCAGAUAUCGAGCUCAUGUACAUGGUCUCAGGGAGACUGAGUUACUUGGAAUUCGCCUCUGCCGAUCUUCAGUUCCCCUUUGCCCGAGAUCUUACAAACUUGGCAAGCAUGGCAGUCGCAAAGGCCAGAGCACACAGAGGUGCUCUAGAGAAGUCCAAAUCAAAAUCAGACCACGAGACUGCCGGACAGACUGUGCUUGAUAUUCAACCGUCGGACCUGGGGCUGGAUGCUGGACUCCCUCCGCUGGAGGAUACCGCACUCCUCAAUCCGAUGGACUGGGACGAUGAGAGGUGGGGCACCCUACUGUGCUGGCCCGAUUCCGGCAACUCCCCUCUAAUCGAUAUCAUGGCAAAUCUCGACGGAGGGGCAGAUUUUAGUCACUAUGUUUGA
This is a messenger RNA of Cladophialophora immunda, 2118 nucleotides long. RefSeq lists its product as uncharacterized. Gene Ontology annotation, biological process: DNA-templated transcription. Gene Ontology annotation, molecular function: DNA binding; zinc ion binding. The record is from RefSeq and is a predicted model, not a curated record. Bases 1 to 2118 code for a protein of 705 amino acids. NCBI's taxonomy places the organism in Eukaryota, Fungi, Ascomycota, Eurotiomycetes, Chaetothyriales, Herpotrichiellaceae. The transcript is spliced from 8 exons.